AUGGCACUGACCCAGGAAUCCGUGUUGGGUUUCCUGCUGGAGCACGGAGGCAAAGUGAGAAACUCUGAGCUGGUGAACCAGUUCAGGAGCCUCAUCAACAGCGGCGAUCCCGCGGAAAAGCAGCACAAUAGAGAGCUGUUCAAGAAGCUGGUGAACAGCGUCGCAGUGGUCAGACAGAUCGACGAGGUGAAGUUCGUGGUGGUGAGGAAGAGGUACCAGGACUUUGUGAAGGAGGAGGUCUGCCUACAGGCGCAGAUGGAGCAGAGCUUCUGCAGUCUGAACACCAGCAAUAAUGCACGCCGCUCUUCAAGUGUAAGCAAAUACUACAGUGAUGAUAAAAUCUGUGCGGAGAGUUUGCAGGAAAGUAGGCCUUUAUCCGCCGCGGAUUCAACCACUGUUAAAGUCCUGAAUAUCUCCGGAGAUCAGCAGUGCAGAGCGGGUAAAUCUGGCGCUGUGUUCGCUGUCAUAGCAGUAAGAUCCCCAGAGAAAGACUCUGCAGCAGGUGCAGGGGACGGAUCUCUCUCCCAGAUGCAUCAGCAUGGAAACCCGGACAAACCAGUCAUUAGAGUUUCCUCACUCCCAUCUCUAACUUCUAACUCCUUGUCUCAGCAGAGGAAUUUAAUAAAAGAGCCCCAGUGUUGGAAAUCCAAGCAGACAGAGGUCAACCAGGCCCCAGGCUCUCCCCCGGCGAGGGCCCAAAACAGGACCCUCAGACAGGCUGAUGAUGCCAAAUACACUGAGUCUGUGCCUUUGGAGCCAAUGGCCCACAAGUGGCUUGUGAAGUGUGCUGCUGGGCUGUGGGGACAAAUAUACGCCUUACUGCUGCAGGACACACGCUUAGCACAAAGGAAGGACUUCAUGUCAGGUUUCACAGCCUUGCACUGGGCCGCCAAGGAUGGCAGCUGGGACAUGAUACACAAGCUCAUGGAUGUUUCCAGCAAAAGAGGCACAUAUGUGAAUGUCAACAGCAAAGCACAUGGAGGAUACACGCCUUUGCACAUUGCAGCCAUGCAUGGACACGCUGAGGUUAUAGUUGCUCUCGUGCAGCGAUAUGGAGCAAGUGUGAAUGAAAGAGACAAUGAUGGCAAGAAGGCGCUUCACUAUCUGGGCAAAGGUGCAUCGGCUGAGGUCAGGGCCCUGCUGGGUGGACCGCAGCAGAGUGAAGAAAAGACGGAGCAUGAGGAAUACAAAGAGCAUGCAAGAGGAUUCAACACCAUCAGCAAACUGUUCCACCCUCACUUAGGAAAGAAACAUAAGACAUGUAGGUUUGCUCAUGAGUGGUAA
This is a messenger RNA of Girardinichthys multiradiatus, 1284 nucleotides long. It is a transcript of the gene sowahab, whose product is annotated as sosondowah ankyrin repeat domain family member Ab. The coding region runs from base 1 to 1284 and encodes 427 amino acids. The record is from RefSeq and is a predicted model, not a curated record. NCBI's taxonomy places the organism in Eukaryota, Metazoa, Chordata, Actinopteri, Cyprinodontiformes, Goodeidae. The transcript has a single exon. Gene Ontology annotation, molecular function: protein binding.